UGUCAACAAACUAAAACAGCGACGAAUCGACAACUUGGACUAUCUUCACGCAUCAAGUGCAACAUGCAUUACUAUCGGACUUGAGACAGAAUGGAAACAUGUUACUGAUUUUUUAAACAGCGUUUUGGACCGAAAGCAAACUCCCGUCGUGAUUGUAUUGUUGACUUAGUUGCUUGAAAGCUAGCUAAGUUAGCAGGAGAGCGUCUGUAACACAGGUUAACUGGUUAAGCAGCCAGUCUAGCUCUGCUAGUUACAACUUUUUGUCAUUCUCCUAUCUGUGGUUCCAGCCAGCAAAGCGUUUGGACAGUUCGGAGCCUCCCCAGCUUCUCACCAUGGCUGACAGCAGCAUAGUGACUUUAGGGACAGCUCGGAGUCUGCUGGUGGAUUCUUCAGUCUAUGAUUCGAGGAUCGCUGAAACCACUAAGGACCAUGUAUUUCUGGGCAUGGCAUGUGAAGACGGGGAAGAUAUGCUGCCAAAAGUGGAGACCCGGGUUGUUCUGGUGGGAGAAGCGGGGAGAAAUGGAGCUCUGGUCAAAGCCCUGCAGGCCAUCAGAGUAAUGGAGGUACCGGUGGUAAAGAUAAGAGGAGGCGAGGCGGGUGCCGAGGAGAAAAUGAUGAUUAAAUCUAUAGUCAAUAUGGACAUCAACACUCCGUGUAUACUGACAGACAACAUCCAGGAGAUCGGCGACGGAGAGAAUACUGAUUUCGAGACGGUGUUCGUCCUCACAGACUUUGAUUCGCCAGACUACAGCUACCUCUACAAACGUGACAACCGCAUCGUCGGCCCUCCUGUAGUGCUGCACUGUGCUGCGAGGGAGGAACCUGUCCCGUUUUCAUGUCGUCCUCUGUACUGCACCACUAUGCUCAACCUGUCGCUGUGUUUCACUGGCUUCAGAAACAAAGAGGAAAUGAAGAACUUGGUGAAUCUGGUUCAUCACAUGGGUGGAACCAUCCGAAAAGACUUCAGCACCAAGGUUACUCAUCUCAUCGCCUACUCCACUCAUGGAGAGAAAUACAGGCUGGCAGUGUGUAUGGGGACACCCAUCCUCACCCCAUUAUGGAUUCAUAAGGCCUGGGAGAGAAGAGACGAUGUGUCAUUACAUGCAGGAGAAGAGGUGUUUCGAACAGAGUUCAAAGUGCCUCCAUUCCAGGACUGCAUCCUCAGCUUUUUGGGUUUCUCAGAAGAAGAGAAGGCCAACAUGGAGGAGAGGACUCUCAAACACGGUGGCAGCCACCUCGAGGUGGGAGACGAGAGGUGUACACACAUGGUGGUGGAGGAAAACUCAGUGAAGGAUCUUCCGUUUUCUCCCUCCAAGAAACUCUUUGUGGUCAAACAGGAGUGGUUCUGGGGAAGCAUUCAGAUGGACGCUCGAGCCGGAGAGUCCAUGUACCUCUAUGAGAAGAACGACAGCCCGGCCAUGAAGAAGGCGGUGUCUCUCCUCUCCCUCACCACCCCCAACAGUAACCGUAAGCGAAGGCGUCUGAGGGACACGCUGGCUCAGCUCACCAAGGAGACAGAGAUCUCCCCCUUCCCUCCGCCACGCAAAAGGCCUUCAGCAGAGCACUCCUUGUCCAUGGGUUCUCUGCUGGACAUCUCAAACACCCCCGAGACAUGCAAGGCCUUGGCAGAAGACACAGUAGGGAACAGAUCAGGAAGACAAGGAGAUGAUACUAUGACCAGGAAUACAAGAAGGAAAAGCAGGCAGAGGAGGAUUAGGACAGACAGGAAUGAGAGGAGGAAAAGGUCCUACAGGAGUUCAGGUUCUCUUCAACAGCUAGAGGAGCAGCAGCCAGGAACUUCUGCAGAGAGCUCCAAGCCAUCCAAGAGUUCCACCCCAGUCCUGUCCAAGCAGUCGGCCAGGUGGCAGGUCUCCAAGGAGCUCUACCAGACCGAGAGCAACUAUGUGGACAUUUUAAACACCAUACUACAGCUUUUCAAGCUUCCACUGGAGAAAGAGGGGCAGGUGGGAGGACCAAUCCUGGCCCAGGAAGAAAUGAAGACAAUAUUUGGUUGCAUCCCAGACAUCUACGAGGUUCACACCAGGAUAAAGAGUGACCUGGAGGAGAUGCUCAGUGAUUGGUCAGAGGAUAAGAGUGUAGGAGACAUCAUCCUCAAAUAUUCUGAAAAGUUGGUGAAGGCCUACCCACCAUUCGUCAACUUCUUUGAAAUGAGCAAGGAGACCAUUGUCAGAUGUGAGAAACUAAAGCCACGAUUCCACGCCUUUCUCAAGAUCAACCAGGCCAAGCCAGAGUGUGGCAGACAGACAUUAGUGGAGCUGCUCAUCAGACCUGUGCAGAGACUGCCGAGCGUGGCUCUCCUUCUUAACGACAUAAAGAAGCAUACGUCAGAUGACAACCCAGACAAGAUAACCCUGGAGAAAGCUAUUGAGUCUCUGAAAGAAGUGAUGACUCACAUCAACGAGGACAAGAGGAAGACUGAGGGUCAGAAGCAGAUCUUUGAUGUGGUUUAUGAGGUGGAUGGCUGUCCUGCCAACUUGCUGUCCUCUCAUCGCAGUCUGGUUCACAGAGUAGAAACAAUCGCUCUGGGAGACCAGCCAUGUGACCGUGGUGAAAAUGUCACACUCUUCCUCUUCAACGACUGCCUCGAGAUUGCGAGAAAGCGACACAAAGUGAUCAAUACGUUCAAGAGUCCGCUGGGACAGACGAGACCGCCACCCCCCCUCAAACACAUCGCACUGAUGCCGCUGUCCCAGAUACGCAGAGUGCUGGACCUGCAGGAUACAGAGGAAUGUGUGAAUGCCUUCGCCUUGGUCGUGCGCCCUCCAACUGAACAAGAGAACUUAUUGUUCAGCUUCCAACUGGCCGGAGAGGAAACGGUUAAAAGCGCCUGGCUGCGAACACUUUGCCGCCACGUCGCCAACACCAUCUGCAAGGCUGACGCGGAGGAUCUGAUUCAGUGCACAGAUCCAGACUCACUGCAGGUCAGCACUAAGGAUAUGGACAGCACCCUGAGCAAAGCCUCCAGAGCCAUCAAAAAGACCUCUAAAAAGGUCACAAGGGCGUUUUCUUUCACAAAAACCCCGAAGCGUGUGAUUCAGAGGGCCUUCCUAGCCAACACUACUCCAGAUGAGAAAAGGCUGAGUUGUGAACACCGUGUCGGCAGCAGCUCCACACUGGCUAUGUCUCGCUCUGCCUCCACGUUCAGUUUGAACGAUUCUGGCAAGAGCAGCGCCGUGGUGCAGCGCUCUAACUCUCUGGAUCACCCUCCGGUCCGAGCAAGGGUCCCCGUGUGUGUACGUACCCCCUGCAGCCCUGCCCAAAACCCCAACCAUAGCCCCGGCCCCAACACUGCCCCUCACAGCAACCAAGGCCUUGCUGCCAGUUAUUACCCCAAGGUCCAAGAACCCAAGUCCACUCUUCACGCUCCAUUACCAACCCAACCAGCAAAGCUUCAGUCCACCUCUUCAACUGCUCCCACCUCCACUUCCACUCCAUCUGCCCGAAACUCCACCCAACUCAAUUCUAAAAGCUCCCAGCUGAAAUCUGGCCGGUACACAUCCAGACACCUGCCCUCUGUAGGGUUCCAGCCGAGGGGCCCGGCUCCUCAUACUGUCGAUGUCAAAGGCAGAACCUUUACUGAGCCACCCAAGGAUACCAAAGUCCCCUUGGACCUACGCAAGGCAGUCCUGACCAGUCCUCGCAGGGAGACUCUGCUCUAAACCCCUGCUAAAAGCCCAGCCCUGGAGUAUGAUGCACGCCAUUCCCCCUCCAUGGUCAACCUGCCUUCCAUGUUUGAGAGGAAGUACCACACAUUCAGUCGAUCGACGACCCACCUUAUAUGAGAUUCGGCUGCUCUGGAUUUUGCUGCUACAACAGCAAGAUCUGACCAGACGGGUCUGAGUGUAUAAAGUUAAAACUACCCGUAAAGUAUGGCAAACAGGUACUUGUCCAUACUGAAGCUCUGCACUGACUGUCCACACCCAGAAGACGUGGGGUUGAACUGUAUUGGGAAACUGCACUGAAGCUAUGUCAGUCUGAUAUGUGGCAGUAUCAGAACUGUCCAAUUCAAGUGCUUCACAGCUGAUAAUUGGACUAGUAGCAUUUAAACAAUUAACCAGUCGUUCAUCAACGUGUCACCUAUCAUGUGACACAUCAGCUGCAAUGAGUCAAACAUGCACAAUGCUUGAAUUGAGUGUAUUAUUAGGCGCUGACUGGAACGGUACUGCACCAUGCGAGGGGUAACUGGUAUCUUGAAAGGUCUACCGUACCUUGACGAAAUGAAGGAUCUACUCUACUCUUUGUCUGCAUUUGUUAAUGGGUGUUGGUUUGUUGUUCUUGUACUUUUACCAGACACUUGUUACAUUGUUUUGCUCUUAUGAUGCCUGUUCAGCUUUGUUAGCAUUGUACAGCAUGUUAACUCUAAUUGCAGACCAAGUAAACACCAUGUCUGUCUGUCCCUGGAUGCUAGUUUAACUUCACUGUGCCUCGGUAAAGUCAAAUAACUCUUCUUAAAUAUUGAGGUGUAUCUGUUUAACAAAUGCAGGCUGCUAAGAUAGUUGUGUUUUAUGUAGUAGUAAUGUUAAGAAGGUUGACCUCUUCUUCCCUUUACUGCGUUAUGCCUUUUUUUUUUUUUUUUUUUUUUUAAUUAACUUACUCUCUGAGAGACCUUUUGUAUUAACUGACAUUUAAGGUUUUUAUUGUAGUGGGGUAGACUUAAUUUCACCUAAUAUAAUAAUAUUAUUGUAAUUAACCCACCCCCUGUUGGCCUCCAGCUUUUAUAAAGCUUCUAUUUUAACUCGUUUGAUUUAAGAGGUGAGGUCGAGGAAAAUAAAAGCACGCAAUGACAACUUCCUGUUCCCGCACGCCCGUCCACCUUUUUUUUUUUAAAAAGAUCUUUUUACAUUCUUUAUCCUGUCUGUGUGAACGUUCAAGAAGGGAUGCUGUAUCAGUGUGCAUAUAUAUCAUUGAAUAAUAGAUUUUAUAUUCGUUUUUUCUUCUUUUAUUCCCCCUCUUUCUAUUUAUGUUGUUUCCACUUUUUAUAUUUGUUGUUUCUCUGAUGCUGUUUUUGUCUCCUGUUGUUUAAUCUCUUGUAUUAAAUGCACUUAAACAUG
Messenger RNA from Scomber japonicus (chub mackerel), 5072 nucleotides. RefSeq names its product epithelial cell transforming 2 (gene ect2). The record is from RefSeq and is a predicted model, not a curated record. Bases 333 to 3680 code for a protein of 1115 amino acids. NCBI's taxonomy places the organism in Eukaryota, Metazoa, Chordata, Actinopteri, Scombriformes, Scombridae. Gene Ontology annotation, biological process: regulation of cytokinesis, actomyosin contractile ring assembly; mitotic cytokinesis; nervous system development. Gene Ontology annotation, cellular component: nucleus; cell cortex. Gene Ontology annotation, molecular function: GTPase activator activity; guanyl-nucleotide exchange factor activity. The transcript has 27 exons.